GCGAGCUCAUUGAAGCCACAUUGAAUUCGCUUGUAUAUUAAACCUUUCCCUUCAACAAUCCAUCCAGCUCAACAAACAAACCCACUUCAUUUUAUUCUUCUUCCAUUAGAGCCAUUUCACAAGCUUUUCACAAUACCCAUGUGGCUUUGUUAGCUUUCCUCCCCGCCUCAAUUUCUGGACAAAACAACCAAAUUAUGGAGUUUCCGCAACGGUUUUUAGCGGCGGUGCUUCUGGGUUUUUCCUUUCUCGCUUUUGUCCGGACGGAUCUGGCCUCUGAUAGGGCGGCGCUCGUCGCUUUUCGGGCGGCCAUGGGCGGCCGCCCCCGAUUAGAGUGGAAUCUCUCCGAUGUAUCUCCCUGUUCUUGGGCUGGUGUUAACUGUGACAGGAAUGGGGUUUUUGAGCUUCGGCUUCCCGCCAUGGGGCUUUCCGGUGAGCUUCCGAUGGGCCUUGGGAAUUUGACGCAGUUACAAACUCUUUCUCUAAGGUUUAAUGCUCUGUCUGGACGGAUUCCGGCGGAUUUUGCGAAUCUUCGUGGGUUGAGGAAUCUUUACUUGCAGGGGAACUUGUUUUCUGGCGAGAUUCCGCCGUUUCUGUUCGAUUUGCGGAAUUUGGUUCGGUUGAACAUGGCGGACAACAACUUUACAGGUGAAAUUUCAUAUGGGUUCAACAAUUUGUCCCGUUUGGCUACUCUGUAUUUACAGAACAAUCAGUUUACUGGAGUUGUUCCUGAGUUAAAUCUCACUCUUGAGCAAUUUAAUGUGUCGUUUAACCAAUUGAAUGGUUCGAUUCCAACGAAGCUCUCUAGUUUUCCGGCGAGUUCUUUCGAGGGGAAUUUGCUCUGUGGGGCGCCAUUGUUACUCUGUAACUCAACAACGACCGAGCCCAGUCCAAAGUCGAAGCUCUCUGGUGGGGUGAUUGCUGGAAUUGUGAUUGGUGGCUUGUUUGUUUUGGCGUUGAUUUUGGUCGUUUUGAUUCUUGUGUGUCAAAGAAAGAGUAAGGAGAAAUCGGAGUCGAAAGAGGUGGUUCGGACGGGAGGUGAGGUUGAGGUGCCGGGAGAGAAGACUACGACAGUGGAAGGGAGUAGCGAAAGAAUAAACAUAGAUCAUUUGAUUGCACCAAAAUCCUCGACAAAGGGCGGCGAAAGAGAUAAGAAAUUGGUUUUCUUUGGGAAUGUGGGAAAUGUGUUUGAUUUGGAGGACUUGUUGAGGGCAUCGGCGGAAGUCCUUGGGAAGGGGACGUUUGGGACCGCUUAUAAGGCGACACUGGAGACGGGGAUGGUGGUGGCCGUGAAGCGGUUGAAGGAGAUGACGGCAGCGGAGAAGGAAUUCAGGGAGAAGAUGGAAGAGGCAGGGAGGAUGAAGCAUGAGAAUUUGGUCCCUUUUAGAGCUUAUUAUUACAGCAGAGAGGAAAAGCUUUUGGUUUAUGAUUACAUGCCAAUGGGAAGCUUGUCUGCACUUUUACAUGGUAGUAGAGAGUCGGGAAGGACUCCUUUGAAUUGGGAAGCAAGGUGUGGCAUAGCCCUGGGAGUCGGCCGAGGGAUUCAUUAUCUUCAUUCUCAAGGCCCUACGAUCUCUCACGGCAACAUUAAGUCCUCAAACAUUCUCCUCACACGAUCAUACGAAGCAUGCGUAUCCGACUAUGGGCUUGCACAACUAGCCAUGUCCCCCUCGACUCCAAGUCGUGUUGCUGGGUAUCGAGCCCCAGAGGUUACCGAUUCUCGAAAGGUAUCACAAAAAGCAGAUGUUUAUAGCUUUGGAGUGUUGUUAUUGGAGAUGCUAACAGGAAAAUCUCCUACACAUUCUAUUUUCAACGAGGAAGCUGUGGAUCUUCCUAGAUGGGUUCAAUCUGUGGUUCAAGAGGAAUGGACAGCUGAAGUGUUUGAUGAACAACUACUUAGGUACCAAAAUGUUGAAGAGGAAAUGGUUCAACUCUUGGAACUUGCAUUGCAAUGCACAGUCCCGUAUCCCGAUAAUCGUCCUGGCAUGGAUGAGAUCGUUCGACGCAUUGAUGAACUUUGUCGAUCAACCUCGCAAAAACAGAGCGAGGGGAUUGAGAACAAUGGAAAUAAUGGUAUUUCCUCACAGUUUCAUUCACUAAGCUCACCCCAUCCACCAUCUGCAGCGUAGGGAUGAAGUAAGAUUGAAGAAUAGCAAAUCUAGAUAUAUAUACAUAUAUAUUUUCUCUUUUCAUUAUCAUUAUUGGGUUUAUUUCUUUUUGAUUUUUCAUAUAAUUCCUCUUUCAUUUUUCUCUUCUAUUAUACUUGUAAGUCUUAUACAUGUAACUUUUUCACUUAAUUUUUCUCUUUACAUGGAAAGCUUUGUAAGAGUUAUUCUUCCGUAGCAAUUCAAUACCUUUACCAACAUAGAAAAAGGAAGAUUUUCAUCA
Molecule: messenger RNA, 2385 nt
Organism: Cucumis sativus (cucumber)
Lineage: Eukaryota; Viridiplantae; Streptophyta; Magnoliopsida; Cucurbitales; Cucurbitaceae
Product: probable inactive receptor kinase RLK902
Exons: 2
Coding region: 195-2126 (643 amino acids)
Biological process (GO): protein phosphorylation
Molecular function (GO): ATP binding; protein kinase activity; protein binding
Source: RefSeq, a predicted model, not a curated record